AUGAGCGGCGCUGCAAAAAGCGAGAAGCCGAAGCCGACGUUUCGACUGCUGCAAGUGCAUCCGCGCCGCAAGGAGAUAUCCGGGUCCGCGGACAUUCUCCGCCAGGCGGGGCUGGAGGGCCCCUACCAGGUGCUAUGCGAGCGCGCGCUUGCGCCGUCCGCGGUGGAAUCGGGAUGCCUUGCGCGGAUCCCCGGGGAGGUGGACAUCCGCCAAGGCCCGCGGAUGGAGCUGGCGGAAGUUCUCGACUCGAUUGGCCGCCCCGCGGACGACGGCGCGGGGGAGGGUGGCGGGGGGGGAGCGGGGGAAGGGUUGGCGCUGCUGCAACCGCUAGCGGUGGAUAUGCUGCUGCGCGCAUUCUCGUUCAGCGACAAAGCAGCCGUCGCUCUGCCCGAUGACAAUCUAGGCGGAGAGAGGGGUAUUGAGUGCGCGAGUUGGGCAAAUGGGGAAGGAGCGGAGAGGCAGUGGGCGGAGGUGGGCGGGGGAAGGCCGUUUGCUGCUGGAUGGGUUGAGGGCAAUGCUGGGAUGGUGGGGGAACAUGAAGGGCAUGGGAGCAGAGUUAUUGCCUUGCCUUGCCUUGCCUUGACCGCAUCACUCAUAACCCUCCUCUCGUUGGCAUGUUCUUCCCUUGCUACUCCCUCUGCUUCCCUUGCUACUCCCUCUGCUUCCCUUGCUACUCCCUCUGCUUCCCUUGCUGCUCCCUCUGCUUCCCUUGCUGCUCCCUCUGCUUCCCUUGCUGCUCCCUCUGCUUCCCUUGCUCUCUUGUAUGCGGCUGAUGCUCAUACAGACGGAACGAGGGAAGGCGACAAUAAGUCGAGAGACGGUGAGCGGCGGCAUAAAGAGAAGGAUAGGGAGAAGAAGGAGAAGGAUAGGAAGGAUAAGGAGAAGAAGGAGAGGGAGAGGAGAGAGAGGAAGGAGAGGGAGGAGGCGGAGAGGAGGGAGAAGGAGAAGGCGGAAGGGGUGAGGGUGAAAGGGGAUGAGAAGGAGAGGAAAGAGAGGGAAGAGAGGGAAAGGAGGGAGAGAGAAGAGCGGGAGAGGAAGGAGAGGGAGGAGCGGGAGGGGAAGGAGAAGGAGGAGAGGGAGCGGAAGGCACGGGAGGAAAAGGAGAAGGAGCGUGCAAAGGAAAGGGAGAGAGAAAAAGAGAAGGAGAGAGAACGGGAGCGUGAGAGAGUGAAGGAGAAAGAGAGGAAAGAGAAGGAGGUUGAGAAGAUACGAGAAGCAGGCAAACAACGAAUGGAGAAACCAGUGGAAGCAGCUGCUGCUGGUGGUGGUGCUGCUGGUGGGCCUGUCGUUUCUUCUGCUGCUGGUGGCGCUGGUGGCACGGGUGCUGGUGGUGGUGCUGCUGCCGGUGGUGCUGCUGGUGCUGGUGGCGGUGGAAUGCCGGCAGCUGGAGCAGCAGCAGGAGGAGGAGGAGCAGCAGCAGGAGGAGGAGGAGGAGGAGGAGGAGGAGGAGGAGGAGGAGGAGGAGGAGGAGGAGGAGGAGGGGACGAGGAGGAGGAGGAGGAGGAGGAGGAGGAGGAGGAGGAGGAGGAGGAGGAGGAGGAGGAGGAGGAGAGGGCGUGGAUCCGAAGAAGCUGA
Messenger RNA from Closterium sp. Yama58-4, 1575 nucleotides. Lineage: Eukaryota; Viridiplantae; Streptophyta; Zygnematophyceae; Desmidiales; Closteriaceae. The record is from the annotation of a GenBank genome assembly.